Xiphophorus hellerii (green swordtail) is the source of this 1631-nucleotide messenger RNA. RefSeq names its product transmembrane protein 272. Bases 173 to 688 code for a protein of 171 amino acids. The transcript has 5 exons. Lineage: Eukaryota; Metazoa; Chordata; Actinopteri; Cyprinodontiformes; Poeciliidae. The record is from RefSeq and is a predicted model, not a curated record.
CUGCAUGGCUAGGAGUUGCUGCCCUGCGUGACCGCGCAUGCAGGCGCGCUCCCGUUACUAGGAGGUUGCUCCGUCAGCUACCGCGCUUAAAGGAGCGGCUGUCGGCACACAGGCGACCCAGGAGAAACCAAAACUCUGACUGAACUGCAGGUUAGCGUCACCAUCCUUGAAAAUGAAUGCCAUCAAAGACCCCCAUCCGGCUGUACUGGGAGUCUCAAAGGUGAUUGUCGGCAUCAUGCCCAUUGCCUACAUUGCAGUCGGGGCAGUAUACCUCAACGAGUGUCCAGUCCAGGAGAAGAUCCCCAUCUACCUGAUCGUGUCGGGGGUCUUCACCAUAGUUCUCAACCUCCUGUCUUGCCUCCCCGGCACACGCUCCACCAAAGAUACACCGCGAACAACGGCGGGCCACGUUGUCACCGUCUGGAACUCGCUGGUGUCCUUGUUCCUCUUCUGCUGGUUCAUUUCGGGCAACAUUUGGAUCUACUCUAUUUAUCAGCCCGAGUACAACAAGAACGCUACCGAUGUGUCGCGCUACUGUAACAAGACGCUCUACCUGUUCGCCUUCUGGAACACCACGCUGGUCUACAUCCUGGUGAUUCUGUUCGUGCUCACCGGCUGCUGCGUCCUCUUCUGCUUGUUCCUGUGGGGCCGGGCCGACUCCGACGACGACGCCAACCAGCAGGCCUGAGAGAGACCGCAGAGAAAACUGGAGCUGGGAUGCUUGUCAAUAUUAUUAUAUUAUAAUAAUAUAAGUUUAAAAAGGAGAAUAAAUAUUCAGUUCAGUGACUUUUAUUUUUUUUUAUGGCUGUUGAAUCUCUACGCUUUGCUGUCGGGCGACAUGCGUUUUUACACCGGCUGUAUGCGUCUUUGUUCUUUUUGCUGUAUUUUGUCUAUCACUGUGAAUCAAUGAAUGAAUGUAUUCUGUUUAUUUGGACUGCGGUGCUGAAAGAUAUGUUUGGUGGGGUGUUUACAUCUUUAGGUUUUCACAAGGACCAAGAGGAAAUCAUAAAAGAUCUCUUUUAGUUUACUGCUUGUGCUCAUUUAUUUUGCGCCGACAUCUAUAUUGAAACAAGCGUCAAAUCUUAUUUUUCAGCUAUAUUGUCAAAUAUAUUCUCUAGCACAUUUAAAAUGUGAAGUUAAAUAGGUAUAUAAUGGGGUUUUUUCUUCAGUGUUUGACAGCUUAUUUAGCUUUUAUGUUUGACAUUUGCAGGCUUAAUUAGUAAGGUAAAGGUACACAGAGACAUAAGAUGAACAGAGUUGACACAUCUGACAUAAGUGAUAGCAAGUCACCCUGAUGACAACACUCUUCAGAGUGGAAGUUGUUAUAGAGAGAAGACCGGCUGGUUUCAGUUUCACUGAAUGAAGUCAGAGGAAGAAAAAAAAAAACAUUCAAUAGAAACUUUGCAGUGCAUCCUAAACACAGCGCUUCAAUUUUUCCAUGUUUUACGUUACGGCCUUGUUCUAAAUUGUAUUAAACGAUUUUCAAAAUUCUAAAAGCUCAAAUUGCAGACGUUUCCUCUGAUCAUCUUUGGGAUGUUUCUUCAGCUUCAUUGGGCUCCACCUGUGGUAAAUUCAGAUGAUUAGAUUUGAUUUGAAAAGACACAGAUAUCUAUAUAAAGUCCCACAGUUGA